CCUUAUAUAAAGAGAAGUCUGGCAUCGGUGGUUCUUGUGUGGAGACACCUUGAUUUGAGAGGAAGAGCAAGAACCUUAAGGACGCCAAGUGAGAAAGAAAGAGAGGGGUUCUUAGGUCUUUCUUUGAAGAGGUGCUUGCUCUUAACCCAACGAAAAAGGAAGAGCUAGCAAGGAUGGGCGAUGAAAUAUCCUCCAAACCGGUGACUCCCCGGCCAGCCUCCACGGCGACAGUAGACUCCUCGGCGACGUGGGACUCCUCGUCGGCCCCGACGCCACCCCCUGUGUCGACCCCUCCGUCCCAGUACCACUCGCCGUCCCUGUCGAGGUCGCCACUCCUGUCAACGCCGGAGAUAAAGCCGUCGAAGACCCCGAGGAUCGUGACCCCAAAGAUUGCGACCCCGAGGCUGUCCCUCACCCCGAGGUUCAUAACCCCGCUUGGCAGCCCGAUCCGACGGGCCCUGCACCUGACCAAGCUCGACCCGCAGGACGCCUGGCUCCCGAUCACCGAGUCGAGGAACGGCAACGCGUACUACGCCGCCUUCCACACCCUCUGCUCGGGUAUCGGGAUUCAAGCCCUUAUACUCCCGGUCGCUUUCACCGUUCUUGGAUGGACAUGGGGGAUUAUAUGCUUGACUUUGGCGUUCAUAUGGCAGCUCUACACGCUUUACUUGCUGGUGCAACUCCAUGAAUCUGCCGAGACGGGGAUGCGUUACAGCAGAUACAUGCAGCUCGCCGGUGCUGCUUUCGGCGAGAGGCUAGCGAACUGGUUGGCGCUGUUCCCCUUCAUGUACCUCGCGGGAGGCACCUGCGUGUCCCUGAUCAUCAUCGGUGGGUCAACGUGCGAGAUGUUCUUUGGGAUCCUGUGCGGCGGCACGUGCGGCGCGCACCACCUAACCCCGGUGGAGUGGUACCUUGUGUUCACAUGCGCUGCCGUCCUGCUGUCCCAGCUGCCCAACCUCAACUCCAUCGCUGGCGUGUCCCUCAUCGGGGCCAUUACCGCCGUCGGCUACUGCACGAUGAUGUGGAUCAUCUCGGUGACCGAGGGACGGAUGCCCAACGUGUCGUACAACUCCGUCAGGGCGAACACGCAAAUCGCCAGGGUCUUCGACCUCCUCAAUGCGCUAGGGAUCAUCGCUUUCGCGUUCAGAGGCCACAACCUCAUUCUUGAAAUCCAGGCCACCAUGCCUUCCAGUGAGAAGCAUCCCUCAAGAGUGCCAAUGUGGAGGGGUACAAAAGUCGCAUACGCCAUCAUCGCAGCGUGCUUAUACCCUCUUGCCAUUGCAGGCUACUGGGCAUAUGGCCAAAUGAUACCCCCGAAUGGGGGCAUGUUGACGGCCAUAUACGCGUUCCACAGGAACGACAUCAAGCAGUCCGUCCUCGGGCUCGUGAUCCUGUUCGUGAUCAUCAACGCCCUGAGCUCGUUCCAGAUCUACGGCAUGCCCAUGUUCGACGACAUGGAGUCCAGGUUCAUUGUCAAGUUCAAGAAGCCGCUGCCAUGGUGGGGCAGGGCGAUCAGCAGGGCGAUGUUCGGGUACGGCUGCUUCUUCGUGGCGGUGGCGAUCCCGUUCCUGGGGAGCGUAGCGGGGCUCAUCGGCGGGAUUGCGCUGCCCGUGACCCUGGCCUACCCGUGUUUCAUGUGGCUCAAGAUGAAGAGGCCCAAGAUGUACGGCCUGAGCUGGUGGGUCAACUGGGUGCUCGGAACGUUGGGGAUGGCGCUGAGCGGGCUGUUGAUUGCGGGGGGUCUCUAUGUGGUGAUCGACACUGGGAUUAAAGUCAGCUUCUUUAAGCCUCAAUAGGGGUGAGGUUUUUCCUCGUAAGUGAUGCGUUGCUGGUCCAAAAGAAACACAAGGGUUACUAAAAGUUCAAGUGAAAAUAGCUUGUAGGGUUUUUAAAUAUUCUUGAUUUGUUUCUUGUGUGAACGGUGUAACUUGUAAUCUGUUUGCCUCUCAAGAAGAGAAACUAUAGUGGAUUGAAUGAAUUCUUGAAUCUUGCAAUC
Messenger RNA from Eucalyptus grandis, 1996 nucleotides. RefSeq names its product lysine histidine transporter-like 8. The transcript has 5 exons. Gene Ontology annotation, cellular component: plasma membrane. The record is from RefSeq and is a predicted model, not a curated record. The coding region runs from base 174 to 1796 and encodes 540 amino acids. Lineage: Eukaryota; Viridiplantae; Streptophyta; Magnoliopsida; Myrtales; Myrtaceae.